AUGGCCUUCUCCCAGGUGCAGUGCCUGGACGACAACCACGUGAACUGGCGCUCGAGCGAGGCCAAGCCCGAGUUCUUCUACAGCGAGGAGCAGCGCCUGGCGCUCGAGGCGCUCGUGGCCCGCGGCCGCGACGCCUUCUACCAGGUGCUCAAGCGGGAGAACAUCCGCGACUUCCUCUCCGAGCUGGAGCUGCGCCGCAUCCUGGAGACCAUCGAGGUCUACGACCCCGGCUCCGAGAACCCCCGCGCCGCGGGCCGCCCCCAGGAGCCCCCGGACGACGAGGGGGCGGCCGUCCCCGAGCCCGAGCCGCCGCCCUCGCUCGAGUACUGGCCCCAGAGAUCGGACCGCUCCAUCCCGCAGCUGGACCUGGGCUGGCCCGACACCAUCGCCUACCGCGGCGUGACCCGGGCCAGCGUCUACAUGCAGCCCCCCAUCGACGGGCAGGCCCACAUCAAAGAGGUGGUCCGCAAGAUGAUCAGCCAGGCCCAGAAGGUGAUAGCUGUGGUCAUGGAUAUGUUCACCGACGUGGACAUCUUCAAGGACCUGCUCGAUGCCGGCUUCAAGAGAAAAGUAGCUGUGUACAUCAUUGUGGACGAGAGCAACGUCAAGUACUUCCUGCAUAUGUGUGAGCGGGCUCGAAUGCACCUCGGGCACCUCAAGAAUCUCAGAGUACGCAGCAGUGGGGGAACUGAAUUCUUCACGAGGUCGGCCACCAAGUUCAAGGGCGCCUUGGCCCAAAAGUUCAUGUUCGUGGAUGGAGACCGAGCAGUAUGUGGCUCCUACAGCUUCACAUGGUCGGCCGCGAGGACAGACAGGAAUGUAAUCUCUGUGCUGUCCGGUCAGGUGGUAGAGAUGUUUGACCGGCAGUUCCAAGAGCUAUAUCUCAUGUCACAGGGCGUCAGCCUCAAGGACAUCCCCAUGGAGAAAGAGCCAGAGCCGGAGCCCAUUGUGCUGCCCUCUGUGGUGCCCCUGGCCCCCACGGUCACUGUGGCCAAGAAGCUUGUCAACCCCAAGUAUGCGCUGGUCAAGGCCAAGAGUGUUGACGAGAUUGCUAAGACUUCCUCUGAGAAUCAGGAUGUCAAGAGACCCCCCGGGCUGCGGGGGCCCGCGCUGGCUGAGCGGCCGGGGGACCUUCCUGAGCUGCUACCGCCUGUCCACCCAGGACUGCUCAACCUGGAGAGGGCAAACAUGUUCGAGUACUUGCCCACGUGGGUGGAGCCGGACCCAGAGCCUGGCAGUGACAUCUUGGGCUACAUCAACAUCAUCGACCCCAACAUCUGGAACCCACAGCCCAAUCAGAUGAAUCGCAUCAAGAUCCGCGACACAUCCCAUGCCAGUACCCAGCACCAGCUGUGGAAGCAGAGCCAGGAGAGCCGUCCGUCCCCAGACCCUCUCCCUCCCCCUGAGCCCAGGGACACCCAGGAUGGGAUCCUAGCUGAAAAUGGUCUCUUCCAUGGGGAUACUGAGCCUCAAACCCCAGUACCUAAGCCCCGGACAGUCCCUGUAGCAGACAUACUUGCCCAGGUUGGCACUGGUGUUGACUGGACCCCAGAAACCCCAGAAGAGAAGAUGACCCCAAAUGGGACAGACAUGCUGCCCAAGACGAUGGGCCCAGGCCACGUCCCACUUGAGCAGCAGCUGUCUGUGACCCAGGAUGGCCCUGACAGCCUGGAGACAAGGCUCCCCAAUGGGCUGGAUGAAGAAGAGGAGGAAGAUGAUGAUGAUUAUGUGACCCUCAGUGACCAGGACAGCCUCUCAGGCAGCUCUGGCCAAGGCCCUGGUCCCCGGCGACCUUCCAUUGCCUCUUCCAUGUCAGAUGAGUACUUUGAGGUGAGAGAGCGGACCACCCCUCUCCGGAGGCGCCAUUCAGAGCAGAUGGCCAAUGGGCCAGGCCAGCCACCCCGCCGACAGCUGAGUGCCCCCCAUAUAACCCGAGGAACCUUUGGUGGCCCUCUAGGUGGCUCCCUGUGGGGCCAAGCCCAGGGGAAAGAAGAGAUGGCCGCACCAAGGAGGACGCAGGCCCAGCGUGCUGUGCACCGGGAGGCUCAGGACCAGCGGUUCCAUCAUCAUGGGGGCCCUGCCUUGAGGACCUCCGGGGCCCACCAGUACCACCGUGCUGCUGAUGGUACACACACCUCUUCCAGGAAAGCAAGCCCGGCCACAACAGGCCCUCACCACUGGCAAACCAAGGGUAGCUCAGCACCCCGUGUGCUACCAGAUCUUGGGAGCUCAAGGCCCACUCGAAACACCCACAUCCUGGCUGACGGCAGGGCCACCGAGGAGCAUCGGAGUCCCUUUGGAAUCCCGUACUCCAAACUGUCUCAAGCAAAGCAUCUAAAGGCUAGGACCGUCAGCAGCCAGUGGGCCCCAUCUGAUUCUAAGCGGAGGUCCCAGGUCCCCCGGGACCACAAGGACCCUUAGCAGCCUGGUCUAAGCCCCCCAUCCUGGAGGGCAGAGUGGCA
This is a messenger RNA of Dipodomys ordii (Ord's kangaroo rat), 2462 nucleotides long. It is a transcript of the gene Sack1g, whose product is annotated as family with sequence similarity 83, member G. NCBI's taxonomy places the organism in Eukaryota, Metazoa, Chordata, Mammalia, Rodentia, Heteromyidae. Bases 1 to 2421 code for a protein of 806 amino acids. Gene Ontology annotation, cellular component: cytosol; nucleus. Gene Ontology annotation, biological process: BMP signaling pathway. The record is from RefSeq and is a predicted model, not a curated record. The transcript is spliced from 5 exons.